Tetrahymena thermophila SB210 is the source of this 1146-nucleotide messenger RNA. Its product is annotated as cyclic nucleotide-binding domain protein. The record is from RefSeq and is a predicted model, not a curated record. Gene Ontology annotation, biological process: nucleocytoplasmic transport; activation of GTPase activity. Lineage: Eukaryota; Ciliophora; Oligohymenophorea; Hymenostomatida; Tetrahymenidae. The transcript has 13 exons. Gene Ontology annotation, cellular component: cytosol; nucleus; perinuclear region of cytoplasm. Gene Ontology annotation, molecular function: GTPase activator activity; small GTPase binding.
AUGUAAUCCAAAGUAAAUUAAUUAUUAAUCUAACUUUAGUUACAAUAAAUUACUAUCCAAUAUUUUUCAAAGAAAAAAUAAAUGAUAUAAAAUAAAAAAUAUUUUAACAAUCUAGAGGAAUUUUUAAACUCUGGAUUUUAAGAACAUUAGGUUCUCAAUAUUGAUCUGAAGGAGUGUGAUAUUGGUGAUAAAGAUGCAUCAAGCUUAGGUUCUGCAAUAGGAAAUUGUACUAAUCUCAUAGAUUUAACACUUGGCCUUUAUUAUAAUCGAAUUCGUGAUAAAGGUGCAUAAAGCUUAGGUUUAUGUAUAGGAAAAUGUACUAAUCUCUCAAAUUUGGUUCUUGGCCUUAGCAAAAAUUAUAUUGGCGAUGAAGGCGCAUCAGGAUUAAGUUCUGGUUUAGGAAAGUGCACUAAUCUAUCAAAUUUCAUACUUGGAAUUCGAAAUGAAAUUGGUGCAAUUGGUGUAUCAAGUUUAGUUUCUGGUUUAGGAAAGUGCAGUAAUCUCUCAAAUUUGACAAUUGAUCUUUAUAGAAAUUAAAUAGGUGCAAUUGGUGCAUCGAACUUAGGUUCUGGUUUAGGAGAAUGCACUAACCUCUAGAUUUUGACACUUAAUCUUAGUAACAAUAAAAUUGGUGCUUCUGGCGUAUUAAGCUUAGGUUCUGGUUUAGGAAAGUGCACUAAUCUCCUAAAUUUGUAACUUGAUCUUCGGACAAAUAAAAUUGGUAAUUAAGGUGCAUCAGACUUAGGUUUUGGUUUAGGAAAGUGCAUUAAUCUUUUAAAUUUGAAACUUUGCCUUGUUAGAAAUUAAAUAGGCCCACUUGGGGCAUCACGUUUAGGCUUUGGUUUAGGAAAAAGCCCUAAUCUUUAAAAUUUGGCACUUAAUCUUUAUAAAAAUUAAAUUCGUGACGAAGGCGCAUCAGAUUUAGGUUCUGGUUUAGGUAGGUGCACUAGUCUUUCAAAUUUGACACUUGAUAUUACUGAGACUAAAAUUUGUGAUAAAGGUGCAUCAGGCUUAGUUUAUGGUUUAAGAAAGUGUGCUAAUCUCUCAAAUUUAUCACUCAAUAUUUAGAGAAACUAUUUAGAAAGAGUAAAAUGUCUCAAAUUAAAAAAAUUAGUUACCAUAAACAUAAAAUAUUAAUGGUGGUGA